AGUCUACAGAGCAAAAGGUUGAACAAAAACGAAAGUACAGAAAAAAUGAAUAAUUCAUCUUCUAAUAAUCGUGAUCUAUUAACAAGAACCAGCAAUUUAUUAAGAACUGCAUUGUGCCAAUUGGAAACUGGAAAUGUCUCAGAAACGAGUUCCUCGUUCUCGGAACAAGGACCAAGCGCUUCUACUUUUUCGGCAUCGCCAUCGGGGCAAUCUUUGCAGCAAGGAGUCCAAAGACGAAGUGCCUCCUCUGUUUCAGGGCAAGGUCGAAGUGCCUCAGACGAUUUCAGAAGGGCAUUUCCAGGAAUGUGUUCUAGAAACGUCACACGCCCAUUACCUUCUGGCAACUUACAGCCACCAGUGAAAAAAACAAAAGGAUCAAUAAAAGGUUAUGUUCCACUGCGAUUCCAGCCAGCAGAGACUUGGACCCAUGACAUAUGUAUUCUAGGCAGGUGUAAUGAGAGUUUAACACCAGACAGACACCGACUUGACUCCCUUAUGGCAGCUGGGCUUGGCAAAAUGAAAGUCGUUUUUCCUAACAAGAAUGCAUCUCAUGAAGAACUACAAAAAUUCAUGGAAGAAAAGUUUCCAAAGAUGAAAGGAUCGGGAGGGUUUGAAGUUUUGAGAGCUGUUGGAGGUGGUGGAGGACAAAGGGUACUCAGUCUUAUCCCACCAAGCAGAGAAGGAUAUUCUGUAUCAUAUCUCAAAGAAAGGUUGGGCCAGGCCGUAGCCUAUUUCCGUCCACUACAAAUUGAUUUGGAUGAAACUGAAGUGAAAUAUGAUGAUGUUGGUCCAGUUAUCAAUUGUAUCAAAUGCAGCACUAGCUUCACAUAUGGUGAAUUUAAAAAUCACCAGCUUGUCUGCAACCCUGAUGGGCAUAAAAAUAUGGAUUUGUAA
This is a messenger RNA of Dendronephthya gigantea, 894 nucleotides long. RefSeq lists its product as uncharacterized. The coding region runs from base 46 to 894 and encodes 282 amino acids. The transcript is spliced from 3 exons. NCBI's taxonomy places the organism in Eukaryota, Metazoa, Cnidaria, Anthozoa, Malacalcyonacea, Nephtheidae. The record is from RefSeq and is a predicted model, not a curated record.